Caenorhabditis sp. 36 PRJEB53466 is the source of this 6525-nucleotide messenger RNA. Lineage: Eukaryota; Metazoa; Nematoda; Chromadorea; Rhabditida; Rhabditidae. The record is from the annotation of a GenBank genome assembly.
AUGACAGUGCUUGAUGAGGAAAGCGCUGUCAAAGUCGCGAUUCGCGUGCGCCCAUUCAACAAAAGAGGUAAGAAUAGUUUAUUUGACAGUUUCCUCAUGUUUCAUAUUGCAGAGCUCGAUUUGAAAACCAAAUCAGUCGUUCGAAUUAAAAACGAACAAUGUACUCUAAACCACCCGACCGAAGAGUGAGUCCUUAUCUUAUCUCUGAAUAAUUCAAAAAUCAUAUUUGCUUUAGGAAAAACACAAAAACAUUCGCAUUCGACCAUUCGUUCUGCUCGACCGACCCAAAAAGCUAUGACUUUGCGAGCCAGGAGACAGUCUGCUAUUAUCUGGGCACUGGAGUUGUCGAGAAUGCAUUCGCCGGCUACAACGCUUGCAUUUUUGCAUACGGACAGACCGGAUCUGGAAAGUCGUACACAAUGAUGGGGACUCCGGACCAGCCUGGAAUAAUCCCACGUGUCUGCAACGAUGUACUCGCAUUCCCCCCUGUGUUCUUUCCAGAAAGUUUACUUUUUAUUUCAGAUUUUCACACGAAUCCAGGAGACCACGAACAGCACUCUGUCAUUCAAAGUUGAAGUGUCCUACAUGGAAAUUUACAACGAACGAGUCCGUGACUUGCUCGACCCGAAAAAGUAAGCCGUUUUUCAGAACGGGACACAAAAACAAAAAAACAAAAUAAACGUCUUUGAAGAUCAAGCAAAGCAUUGAAAGUGCGUGAGCAUAAAAUACUCGGACCAAUGGUUGAUGGAUUGUCGAUUCUGGCAGUCAACUCCUUUGAGGUUCGCCGACCACAAGCAUCCGAGUGUUUAUUUUCAAUUUUAUAGCAAAUUUCGAACUUGUUGGAGGAGGGUAACAAGUCGAGAACAGUUGCUGCCACCAACAUGAACGCGGAAAGUUCGAGAUCCCACGCAGUAUUCAGCCUGAUUGUAACCCAAACAUUGCAUGACCUGGAAAACGGAUUCAGUGGAGAAAAAGUAGCCAAGAUUUCCCUGGUCGAUUUGGCAGGCAGUGAGAGAGCUGGAAAGACCGGAGCGGUCGGAAAACGUCUUGAGGAGGGAGGAAACAUUAACAAGUCAGUCCUCUUGCUCAGGAUAAGCUCAUGAAUAGUAGAUUCAGGUCACUGACCACACUCGGAAUGGUCAUCUCAGCGCUCGCGGAGAGAAAUGCAAAGAAAGACAAGUUCAUACCAUACCGUGAUUCAGUGCUCACUUGGCUGCUGAAAGACUCGUUGGGAGGCAAUUCGAGGACUGUUAUGAUUGCGACUUUGUCUCCAGCCGCAGACAAUUACGAAGAGACCCUGUCCACUUUACGCUAUGCUGACCGCGCCAAGAAGAUUGUCAACCACGCUAUCAUAAACGAGGACCCGAACGCGAGGGUCAUUCGUGAAUUGCGCGAGGAAGUUGAAACUUUGCGCAUGCAAAUUACACAGACUAAAAAAGAACAUGCGGUUGGUUAACGUCUUCGGAAUUGGAAAAUAAAUUCAGAAAAGUUUUAGGAAACCGAAGAACUCCGCGAGAGAUUGGCUGAAAGUGAACGUUUAGUUGCUCAAAUGAACAAAUCCUGGGAGGAACGUCUGAAGGAGACUGACACAUUGAACAAAGAACGACAGAAAGACCUGGCCGAGAUUGGAAUUUCCAUUGAGUCGAGUGGAAUCAAAGUGGAGAAGGAUCGCUUUUACUUGGUCAAUAUGAAUGCGGAUCCAUCUCUGAACGAGUUACUCGUCUAUUAUAUAAACGUAAGCAGAAUUUCAGUUGCUCCAAGUUUUUAAUAUAAUUUUCAGGGUUCUGCAAUCAUCGGUAACUCUGAGGAGCUGGAAACAAGUCGAGAUUCCGGUUUGUCAAUGUCAUCCAACGAGUCGGGCAGAAAAGAAGACGAGAAAGGUGAGAACUCUUGCAGAUUUAAUGCGAAUCACAGCCAGUUUAUGGUUUCAGAACGGACGAGUAUUGUCCUUCGCGGUCUCGGUAUCAUGAGAAGACAUGCAAAGUUGACUGUAGACGAAUUCGGUGGCCGUCCUCGUCUGUUCAUUGCCCCAAUGUCACCGGAAUGCAGAAUUUGUGUUAAUGGAAAACAGAUCACCGAAAGGACUCUUCUGCGCAAUGGAAAUCGUCUGUUGGUCGGAAUGAAUCACUUUUUCAAAGUGAACUGUCCGAAAGUGAUUGAUAUGGAACAAUCCAUUAUGGAGGACAGCACCAUGUUCGAUUACAAUGACGCGUGGCAUGAGGUCAACGAUGCGAACCCCAUCAGUUCUGCUGUUGACCAGUACAUGGAGAGUGUGACGCUGAAGCAUCAGGUACGCGUCCUUUGCAGAAUUAAUCCCACAUCUAAUUGAUUUCAGGAAGACAAGAAAGCAGCACUGGAACAGCAGUACGAAGCCUUCGAGAAAUACAUUCAGUCUCUGACUGCCGGAGGGUUUACCCCUUCCACACCAAUGACCCCUGGAUUUGGACUGACGACUCCAAUUACAACACCCAGCACUGGAUUACCGCCAUUCCCAUUCCCUGCAAACCCGAAGCAGUCUGUCAAGAGCAAAUUCUUCUACUGGGCUCAACGAAAGUGAGUUCGCAUUGUUCGUUGUAGUCAGUACGUUUCCAUUUUCAGAGAAGAGAUGUUUGCCGAGUCGUUGAAACGGCUGAAGGCGGAUGUUAUCCAUGCGAAUGCGUUGGUUCGAGAGGCCAACAUGAUUUCAAAAGAGCUGAACAAAAAACCAAAAAGACAGACAACAUAUGACGUUACUCUACAAAUUCCCGCUUCCAAUUUGAGACCAAUCAAAAUCAAGGCUGGUCAGUUCGUCUGUGAACCGGUUAUUGUGGUCCGUAGAGAGGGGAUGAGUGGAUCACAAUUCUGGACGGUUUCUCAGUUGGAAAGUCGGCUGGUGGACAUGAGGGACACUUACAAUGACAUGCUCAAUGGAUUUGCCAGGUUUGUAGUUCACUCCAAGAAGCACAUAUGGAAAUUUGCAUUCAGAGCGAGUGAGUCUCUUCAAGGAACGCCGAAUGCAUCACCAAUGAAGACGGCCGGAAUUCCAAUGAAUGAGUGUUCCUCUCUCGUCAUUGACCCGUUCUUCGAAAGCCAGGAACAUCACAACUUGGUCGGUGUUGCCAACGUUUUCCUGGAAGUUUUGUUCCACGACCUCCGGUUGGAUUAUCAGGUCCCUAUUAUUUCGCAACAAGGGGAAGUAGCCGGUCGUCUGCAUGUUCAAAUUUUCCGGGUUGUGACUCAGGAAGAGAUAGAAGAUGAAGCGAGUAAUGGACCAGAGUCUCUACUCGGAAAGACGAUCACUUGCCGCGUACGAAUCAAGCGCGCUUCUGGCCUUCCGGAAAAGUUAUCCAACUUUGUGUUUUGCCAGUACUCAUUCUUCAAUAUCUCGGAACUGCUGGUUGUUGCGCCCGCUAACGAGAGCGCAAAUCAUUGUUCGCUUGCUACAACUGUCAUCUUUGAGCAUCAAAGAGUAAGUCAACAAUAACCAAGUGCCAAGUAACAUUUGUUUAACAGGAUUUCAACGUUAUGGUCACUGAAGAGUUCAUGGAGUACGUACGGGACGACGCCCUUUCCAUCGAAGUCUGGGGACAUCGCAUCUGCGGCCAUCCAGAGGAAAGGGUUCUGGACACGGAUGAGAAAUCAAAAUCUCUCCAGAACCGGUGGAUGGAAGUGACCAGAAGAUUGGAAAUGUGGACUGAAGUGAAAGAGUUGAAUGAAAACGGAGAGUGGUCGAGUGUAGAAGUGCGCAGUUGUGAAGACGUGGCAACCGGUGGAAUCUAUCAGCUGAAGCAAGGGCAACAACGUCGACUGGUGGUCGGAGUGAAUGUGGCUGCUCCUGACGGGCUGCCGAUCAGCAUUGAUAGCAUUACUUCUGUUAGCAUUGGGGCAAUCAUGGCGGUCAAGCCGACGAGUCAACCAAGAUCGAUCGACAGUUAUCAAGAGGAAGAUUUGGAUAAGAUCAGGAAGCAAUGGUCGCAUGCCCUCAAAACAAGACAAUUCUACUUGCAACAUCAGCUCGAUACUCUCUCAGCAAAGUCGGGAAAGUCCGAGGCCGAGCUUGACCGUGAGCACUCGCUGAUGGGGCAGUGGGUUGCACUUACGGAAGAAAGAACGGCUGUCGAAUGUCCUGCUCCGAAUUCUUGCAUUCCAGGAGCCCCUUGCGACUGGUAAGGUUGAGCCAGAGUGUUCGAUAACAUUUUAUUUUUGAAGGAUUGCUCCGGAGGGAGUCGAACGCCACAUCCCCGUGCUCUUUCUCGACUUGAACUCUGAUGACAUGACUGGUGAAAUGACCAGCGAUGAGGUUUGUUCAGUAUUUCUCUGAAGUAUUGGAAUUUUUGUCCGCUCAGAACGUUCCAAGAGUUGCCGGUUUGCAUUCAAUGCUUCCAUUGGAACCAGAAGGAAAUCUGCUCAUGUUGCCAAUUCACAAAUACGACGACAAAGACCAUGUGGCUACUUGUUCUUGGGACUCUUCCGUUCAUGAAUCCACUGCUCUCAAUGUCCCCACAAACACUCAUGAUCGGAUUUACGCUAUUGUCAAGGUACGAGCACAGCUUUUAUGCACAGAAAAAAUAGUUUUUUCAGAUUAUGGUCCGUCUUUCUCAUCCGUGCCCAAUGCAUAUCGUUCUGAGAAAACGAAUAUGUCUGCAAGUCUACAAGAAACCGAGUCUCACGGAGAAAUUCUUCAAGAAGAUGCUUGGAACAGAGACCAUUCACAGAACCUCUUUGUAUUACGACGUGGUUGCCCACAUUCCAAAGGUAAAAAAAGAAACAGUAUGCCAUGUGCAAGUUUGAUUUCAGUCUUCACAAGAUAUGGAAGACCGGUCCUCGUUAGCCAUGAUGGCCGCCAAAGACACCUCUCAAGAGGACCACGCGUCUCGAAAUGCUACAAGUGAAUCUCAACAUCAACGACAGACACUCAACUACAUUGAGGCGUACACAAAGAGCAUCCAGGCGGUAAUUUAGAAAAAGCACAUUGAAUUUGUUAAUUGUUUGGUGUAGGUUGAGUCAAUGCUCAAGUUAGAUCGACUCCGCCAAGAAGUUGCAAUCACGAACAUGUUGACAAAAAAGGAAAGAUUGGCUCGCAUUCAAAACUUUGGCCUUCCGAUGCAUUCACUGAGAAUGAAUAGAGCAGUUAGCCUCCCGAAUGCCAUUUCUUCAGCAGGACAGGUUCGAAAAUUGGAAAAAUGGGAUGAAAAUUAUACAUUUUCAGGCAAAUGGAGUAGAGAAACGAUCGGACACUCCGAUGAGCAUCUCUUCCUCCAAUUCAAUGGGUAUGUUGCUUUUUCAGUGCUUGUAUCAUUCCCUUCAAAAUCCGAAAUCUUGCCGCUUCAAUUUGGUUUUCUUUCAACUCACCUUUGCAAAACGUAACCCAAAAAACCACACACAACUAAUGCUUCUCACUUCUACUUCUUCCGCUCUCUAUCCGAACACAGAAAGUGAAAUGAUGCACCAAUGAUUGCAGUUGAAACAUGAGGUCACUUUCUGCACUGCAAAUUGUUUCAAUAGCAUGUUCAGCUUCUCGAUUCUCAUCUUUUCAAAGACUUGCUUCUUAGAAUGAGAAAACUGACAUCCCACUCUCACUUCUCUUCCUCUCUUUCUUUCUCUUACGUUGCACACGUCUCCCUUCUCUAAUUUCAUUGUCAAUUUCAUAUAACCAACACUUCCCUUCACCCCUUCCAACCACUAACAUACAUUUCAGCGCGACCUACAUCUCUUAAUCUGAAACCUCUUUGCAUCGGAAAGUGUAGGUUUUGUUUGUUCCGUGCCCCGAGAGAUGAGCUGCAGUUUUAUUUUAUGUUCUUUCCUUUUGCAUGUCCUCGCACGUUCAGUUUUGCAUCUUCUUUUUCAGUGUUGAAUGUCGGCAUGGUAAGGUUUUCUGACGAACCGCAAAAUAACAACCUCAACAAGAAAUCCGAAAAAAAAACGUACAAAUGAGAGAAAACUUCAGAGUUGCGUAACUCCCGUUAGAGUUAAAUUUUGUCCCGACCUUGUCUGCGUGAAAUCUCCAUUUUGAAAUGAAUGUAUCCGCCGAGCUUUAGGGCAGAGUUUAUAACUUAAUAUGUGUCCCAGUAGUUCUUUUUUGUCCGUUUCUCGUAACCACGCAACUGCUUUCAGUGACAAGCAUCAUCAGUCCCUACAACGACAAAUUGACUGGAAUUACCGAAGAAACAAACUCUCUCAAGAUUGAGGUAAUUAAAAAACGUUUGUGUGAAUACAACUAGUAUGGAAUUUUCAGACAAUUCCGACCAGGUCAUCAACUGUUCCGGAGACCAUGUGCUUUUCAGCAGCUAAAAAAAUGGUAAAGAAAACGAGCAAAAUAUAUUUGUUAAAAAGCCAAGUAAUUCUGUUCAGUCCCCAACGGAAGAUAUGAGGAAUGGAAACGACCGUUCUUCCAAUGGCACAACCGGUGGCGUCAAAUUGUGUCUUCCUUUGGACAACAAUAACCAAAUCGCUUCGAAAAAACUGCAGAAUGGUAUCCUAACCUGUUCCUUAUCCCUCAAACUGUCCUACUCUUCAGGCGACCUGGUAGAUCUCAAAAUCAACUGA